CCGCGCCGCGGCGCCCCCGCGCCGGGUCCGCGCGUCAGUCGGCGGCGAGCGCGUCUGCGGGGCGGCGGGCAGCGGCCGGCCGAGCGCGCCCACCCCGGGGAGGCGGAGGGCUUCGCGGGCGUCGCCGCGGCAGGCUCGGAGCCCGGAGACUCGCGCUGCGCCAUGGCCCCCAUUGGCCUCAAAGCCGUGGUCGGAGAGAAGAUCAUGCACGAUGUGAUAAAGAAGGUGAAGAAGAAGGGAGAGUGGAAGGUCCUGGUGGUGGACCAGCUGAGCAUGAGGAUGCUCUCGUCCUGCUGCAAGAUGACGGACAUCAUGACGGAGGGGAUCACAAUUGUGGAAGACAUCAACAAGCGCAGGGAGCCGCUGCCCAGCCUGGAGGCCGUGUACCUCAUCACGCCGUCCGAGAAGUCUGUCCACUCGCUCAUCAGCGACUUCAAGGACCCGCCGACUGCCAAGUACCGGGCGGCACACGUGUUCUUCACUGACUCCUGUCCAGAUGCCCUGUUCAAUGAGCUGGUCAAAUCUCGAGCAGCCAAAGUCAUCAAAACGCUGACGGAAAUCAACAUCGCGUUCCUCCCCUACGAGUCCCAGGUGUACUCCCUGGACUCGGCCGACUCCUUCCAAAGCUUCUACAGUCCCCACAAGGCCCAGAUGAAGAGCCCCAUCCUGGAGCGCCUGGCCGAGCAGAUUGCCACCCUGUGUGCCACGCUGAAGGAGUACCCCGCCGUGCGGUAUCGGGGGGAAUACAAGGACAACGCCCUGCUGGCCCAGCUGAUCCAGGACAAGCUGGACGCCUACAAAGCCGAUGACCCCACCAUGGGCGAGGGCCCAGACAAGGCGCGCUCCCAGCUCCUGAUCCUGGACCGUGGCUUCGACCCCAGCUCCCCGGUCCUCCACGAACUGACCUUCCAGGCCAUGAGCUACGACCUGCUGCCCAUUGAAAAUGAUGUCUAUAAGUACGAGACCAGCGGCAUCGGGGAGGCACGGGUCAAGGAAGUGCUGCUGGACGAGGAUGAUGACCUGUGGGUGGCUCUACGCCACAAGCACAUCGCGGAGGUGUCCCAGGAAGUCACCCGGUCGCUGAAGGACUUUUCCUCGAGCAAGAGAAUGAACACGGGGGAGAAGACCACCAUGCGGGACCUGUCCCAGAUGCUGAAGAAGAUGCCACAGUACCAGAAGGAGCUCAGCAAGUAUUCCACCCACCUGCACCUGGCCGAGGACUGCAUGAAGCACUACCAGGGCACCGUGGACAAGCUCUGCCGGGUGGAGCAGGACCUGGCCAUGGGGACGGACGCCGAAGGGGAGAAGAUCAAGGACCCCAUGAGAGCCAUCGUCCCCAUCCUGCUGGACGCCAACGUCAGCACCUACGACAAGAUCCGCAUCAUCCUGCUCUACAUCUUUCUGAAGAACGGAAUCACUGAGGAGAACCUGAACAAGCUGAUCCAGCAUGCACAGAUCCCCCCGGAGGACAGCGAGAUCAUCACCAACAUGGCGCACCUUGGGGUGCCCAUCGUCACCGACUCCACGCUGCGCCGCAGGAGCAAGCCCGAGCGGAAGGAGCGCAUCAGUGAGCAGACCUACCAGCUCUCCCGCUGGACCCCGAUUAUCAAAGACAUCAUGGAGGACACGAUCGAGGACAAACUCGACACCAAGCACUACCCGUACAUCUCCACCCGCUCCUCUGCCUCCUUCAGCACCACCGCUGUGAGCGCCCGCUACGGGCACUGGCACAAGAACAAGGCCCCCGGGGAGUACCGCAGCGGCCCCCGCCUCAUCAUCUUCAUCCUGGGGGGCGUGAGCCUGAACGAGAUGCGCUGCGCCUACGAGGUGACCCAGGCCAACGGCAAGUGGGAAGUGCUCAUCGGUUCUACUCACAUUCUCACUCCCACCAAAUUUCUCAUGGACCUGAGACACCCCGACUUCAGGGAGUCCUCUAGGGUAUCUUUUGAGGAUCAGGCUCCAGCAAUGGAGUGAGAGAGCCCAAGAAACAAAGUAAAAGCAGUUUAUCCCAGAAAAGAAACUCUUC
Messenger RNA from Sorex fumeus (smoky shrew), 2026 nucleotides. RefSeq names its product syntaxin binding protein 1 (gene STXBP1). Gene Ontology annotation, cellular component: plasma membrane; secretory granule. The transcript has 19 exons. The coding region runs from base 163 to 1974 and encodes 603 amino acids. NCBI's taxonomy places the organism in Eukaryota, Metazoa, Chordata, Mammalia, Eulipotyphla, Soricidae. Gene Ontology annotation, molecular function: syntaxin binding. Gene Ontology annotation, biological process: intracellular protein transport; vesicle-mediated transport; neurotransmitter secretion. The record is from RefSeq and is a predicted model, not a curated record.